Messenger RNA from Etheostoma cragini (Arkansas darter), 4180 nucleotides. Its product is annotated as calcium-independent phospholipase A2-gamma-like. Gene Ontology annotation, cellular component: membrane. The transcript is spliced from 9 exons. Gene Ontology annotation, biological process: arachidonate metabolic process. The record is from RefSeq and is a predicted model, not a curated record. Lineage: Eukaryota; Metazoa; Chordata; Actinopteri; Perciformes; Percidae. The coding region runs from base 269 to 2998 and encodes 909 amino acids.
UACAAAGCAUUGGUCAUGCCCAGCCCAGCUCAACCAAUGAGAUUAAAGUACUGCACAAGAGAAGGGUUAAAUUAAGUAUCAAAACACACAGAAGAAAGGUUUGUCAGAAGCUGUGGACUGGAUUUUAAAGAAAUAGCCGUGGUUGAAGAGGAUUCAGGAAUACAGAAGAACUACCUUGUUGUGUUUCAGAUUCUCUGUGGCAAAUGCUGAAACGUUUAGGCUAACAUUCAGAAUUUGAUUGACUGCUGCUCACCACAUCAGGUCAAACAUGGGUCGCUACCUCUGCACCAACUUGUGUUCAAGUUCUGUGAACAAGACCUUGAGAUCAUACUGCAAAAUUAGAUACCUAAUGAGCCUUCUCAGAAAGCACCCUCGUCUGGCUAAAGCUCCACUUGGCCCGGACCUCCACAGAUAUUCACUGCUGUCAUCUCGUCAUCCGUCCAGAAUGACGAGAAAAGCAACUGUAAAAGAUGUACACCAAAAUGAUACAGGCUCUACCUCUAACCACUUCCUCAGAGAGUUUACCAAAGAACUGAAACAUCUCCACUCGGUACGGUUUUACUCGUCCUCCAAAAGGAAUACAUUCAAACCGGAAGCUCCAAUUGGGAUAUUUGAGGAGCCUAAGAACAGUUUUCUUUUGAGUUCGCUGGGAGGACGUCUCGGUGAAUCGUUUGAUAGAUUGGCCAGACAUGUUAACAUUUAUUUCAAGAGAAUGGAUUCUGAAAAUGCCAGCCUUGUUGUAACAACUCCAGAAUAUCUUGGCAGAUCACAAAGGCGUAGUCAAAGUCAACGGGCAGCCAAAGAGAGAGAGAUAUCCAAGGGCAAAGACACAACGCAGACCCUGAAAAGCAAAGACAAACAGGAGGGCUCAGAAACAAGUCCUUCAAGAGAGAACAUCUCUGGACUCCAACUAUUUCACGCCAGCUUUUUGGCAACAACUUUUGGUGAGAGCUACAGUUACGUGGCUAGUCACAUUAACUCAGUCUUCUCUCGUGGUUUUGAAAAAGUUCAAAUGCAGGAAAAUUUGGAAACCAUGCCUUCCAGCAGAGGGACAAACAAGAGGCUAAAGAGGGGACACAUGCAAAACACUUACAUCUUGAAGUCUGAAGAAGCGGAAAUGUCUCAAGUGAAUGCGGGUGUUGAUCUGGCAACAUUGGAACCUAACGAUAUCUCCAGCAGCUGGGAGGAGGGCUACCUCCACUUUGCCAGGCACAUCAAUAAAUACUUUGGUGCCAAAGUUACUGAAGAAGUUGACCAAGAUCAGAAUAGGAGAGAACACUUUGCUGUGGAAAAAAAUCAAACUUCCAAAAAACACUUUUCAGCCAAUGCCACCUCACAAACUCAAGGUGCCAUUUCUCAACUGAAGCAAGACGAACCUAUCGUCCAUGAAACUGGAGGCCUUUUCCACAGAAGCCGUAAAACCACUAACUUUGGGGAAAAUUUCUUCCAAAUGGCCGGUCACAUCAAUCAAUAUUUCAAGGGUCAGAAAGGAUUGGAUGAGGACAUUGAUAGAAAUCUCCUAACGGAGAUGGACCCUACAUCUGCUGCCUCUGAGAGACUGAAGACUGUAUCCUUUAUGGACUGCCUUCGCCAUCCCACAAGUGCCAUCCCUGAUUUGCUGGGUGCUUAUCUAAAACUAGGCCCCUUGUCCCAGACUGGUAAGCUCCAACACGCUAUGACGUCCCCAGAGGCAAUGCUGAAUAGAAAGAUUGUCUUGAGUCGGAGGCAGGCAGAGGAAAUGACACAAGGGUUGAUUGGCACUCUGUCCCAGGCUUCCUCUCCCGAAGCUCUGACUGCCUGUGUGGACGCCCUCAAUGAACAUCUUAUCCAUUACCCAUCAUGCAAAGCUUUAAUGUGGCAGGAGAAAACCGCGGUCACAUUGUUGAGAAAGCGACGAACGUGCAGAGAUAACCAGGUGCUUCAGAGCGCCUUGAGAGAAAGCUUCGCUUUAAUUGGCUAUGUAGAUCCAGUCAAAGGCCGGGGCAUUAGAGUGCUCUCACUUGAUGGUGGUGGCACAAGAGGAGUGGUGCCUUUGCAGGUAUUAAAGCUACUGGAAGCUGAGACAGGCAAGAAAAUCCACCAGAUGUUUGACUACAUCUGUGGAGUGAGCACAGGUGCCAUCCUAGCCUUCAUGCUGGGCCUGGCCCGUUUCUCUCUGGAAGAGUGUGCUGACAUGUAUCGUCGUUUUGGCUCCGAAGUGUUUCGGCAGAACCCGCUGGUGGGUACUGUAAAGAUGGGCUGGAGUCACUCUUACUAUAGCACUGAGACCUGGGAGACAAUACUUCGAGAAAAGCUGGGAAAUAGACUACUUAUCAAAACAGCCGGGGAUGAGUUGAGUCCUAAGGUGUCAGCAGUCAGUGCGGUGGUAAACUGGGGUACCACUCCAAAAGCCUUUGUCUUCCGCAACUACAACCACAAACCAGGCUCUCUCAGCCGCUACGCCGGAGGCUCAGUGUGCCAGAUGUGGCAGGCAGUGCGAGCAUCAUCUGCUGCCCCGGGAUACUUCCAGGAGUUCCCCUUACAAAGUGACAUUCACCAGGAUGGGGGAAUUAUCCUGAACAAUCCCUGUGCCUUGGCUGUCCAUGAGAGCCGUCUAUUGUGGCCCAACCAGCCCUUCCAGUGUGUGCUGUCCCUUGGCACUGGUCGCUAUGACAAUGCAAAGAGGGGACCUGUCACCUCCACCAGCCUGAGGGCCAAAAUCAGCAACCUGGUCAACAGCGCUACAGACACUGAAGGGGUCCACACCCUUUUGGACGAUCUGCUGCCUCCAGACGUGUACUUCCGCUUCAACCCCAUGUUGAGUGCUGUGGUGUCCCUGGAUGAGAGCCGUCCAUGGGCCAUGGACCAGCUGCAGAGAGACACUCAGAACUACCUGGAGAGGAACCGGCCCAAACUGGCCAGGCUGUGUUUGGUGCUGGGGGCAGAGCGCACAGCUGCAAGCAAAACUAAGGACUGGAUGAGUGAGAGGGCCUGGGAGAUGAAGCAGAGAUGGGUGUGAGUAGAUGCAGUAGGUUGCAUGUCUACAUGCAGACGCACGCCCCGUGCACAGACACCUAUACAGGCCGUGGACAAAAUAACAGAAACACAUUAAUGUACACACCCUGAUGUACUGAUGCAGUUUGGUUUGUUGUUGAGACCUUGCAUGUGUCGCUUCAACUCAGUGGUAAUUACUACGUGCUAAACAUAAGCAUGUUAGCGUUGUUAUUGGGAGCAGGUUAGCAUGUUACUAUUUAGCUCAAAGUAAAGUAGAUCUAUAAGAUUUGCUUGUUUGAACUUUACUGCAUCUUCACAGGUUUCAUACGUGUGAACAAGACCAGAGUUGUAUUUUUACAUUUCAAGUAUUCAAGGCAGUUCAAGUCUCCAUUGCCUUCUGUUUUUUGCGCUAGAGCCAUUGUGUGUUGGUCUGCUAGCCUAGAUGCUCCUAGAUGCCAAAACAUGGUUAUACGAGAUUACAGUAAACACUGUGACUGAACACAUCCUGUGUAAACACCUAUGGACCACUAAAGCUGCUGCUGAUCUGCCAAUGUGGAGCUUUACUUAUGUGUAGACACAUUGUUGGUGAAGUUUGUAGUCCUAAUAUACAAAUAUCUUGUUGAGGGUCUACAUGGGACUACAGUUCUUUGUGUUUAUGCCAGAUUUCUGUUUUUAGCAUCUGUUGUUUUGAAAUGUCACCAUGCCAAAAUAUGUGAUUAGUAGUGUUCGCAGCUGAACUCAGAAUUACAAAGCCAGCUACUUAGUUGAAUUUUAUUAAGCUAUGUACUGAUCUGCAGCAUGCAACAGAUUUAGAGGUUGAACAAUCACCAUUUUUAUAAGGGAUUUUUCAUGUCUUGAACAUUUUGAACGAAGAAGUCAGAUGCUGCAAUUGCUUCUGAGCUGCAAAUUCAUCAACAUUUUUUUUAUCAUUCUGAUGUUUUGUCAACUUCCUGUUAUACAUGUACUGUUUGACAAAACAAUAGGAUGUUGUCAGCAUGCUUCACUUACAUGUAACACUUUGUUUGAUGACUUCUUGAUAGACCUACAGAAUGUUCAAGAAAGCACUUUCAUGCACUUUAUUAAAAAACUUUGUGUAAGGUGCACAUUUUGCAUCAUUUACCAUCUGAUCAUAACUAUUAAUGUUGCACUUGCCACUGUUGCUAAAUGUAAUUGUGUAAAAAUGUGUGUGAUUUAAAUCAUACUUUUG